AUGGUGACCAGGAAGCCUCUUCCAGCAAAUGCUGCUCUCGACCCGGCAGUACGACGAGAACCAUCUUGGUCUUCCGCCAUGGACUCGGAAGCAAACAUGGUGUGGAACGACGAGCGUGAGGGACAGCAACGCCAGGGGGCGUCAGACGGACAAGCCAGUGAUGUGCCACGAUCUCUGAGGCCCGGUCAAAGCUUCUCCAACUUAUCAGGCAUCGAGGACGACAAUGUUUGGGCCGAUAACAGCGCGGAAGGGAACAAGUCUGCGACUGGUGGAGAGCCAGGUGACAUUGGCCGGGUGCCUACCGUUCUGAGGCCCGGCGGCAGUGCCCAACCGCCAAGGUCCGGUACGACGGAAGCAGACAAGGUAGGAGGCGAUAUCAACCGGAUACCAACCGUACUGCGACCAGGAGGUUCCCACGGACAACCAGAAACUAAUCCGUUCAAGAAAAAGAUGCCAGGAAGCACGCCAGCUAACGGAGAAGACACCGUCUCGGCACAGCCAGCAUAUCCACCACCCGUACCACCUGUACUAUUCCCGUCUUUUUCGAACUUGAGCAUAUCUGAAGGUCCUGAACAAAGCAAGAACCCUUGGCAACCACCAUUGAACCAUGAAGGCAACAGCCCUGCACCACCGUUGAUUCCGGAUCUGCAACAGAGCCACACCGGAGGAGACCCAUGGAAGUCUGCAAACCCAUCUCAGCAGCCCACCCCUGGACCAUCAACGAGCCCGCCAACAUUGCUCUCACUGCCUUCUGAUGAGGAUCCUGCAAAGUGGGAUGAGCAACGUUCAAGCAAGGCUCCUGAACUUUUGCCAGGGAGGGCGCCGGCAAAACCGCCUGCAACCACGGGAGACGACUGGAAUUUGAUCGAUAUCGACACACGUCCUGGUCCUCCAUCACGAAGGAGCACUUGGGAGGAUUUCGCCGACGAAGAUGAGAGCUCUCCUAAGCCGGUCACCGUGAAUAAUAUCACGGCACCUGCCGCGCCUCCUACAAUAGGAGCUACCGUGCCUCCUACACCACCGCCGGCCGUGCCUUCUACUACAACAUCUACCGUGCCCCCUAAUUCGGCGUCUGCCGUCGAACAAGCUCCCCCACUCCCCCAGAGAAGAUCGGAAGAGAAUGCACCCGAGUUACCACCUAGGUCUACUGAAGCGCAGGCCAGUUCAUCUGCGCAACCACUACGCCAGGUUGACAGGUCCGAGACAUACCAAAUCAAGAGGAUCAACUGGUAUGACGCCACGGCGGAAAUCAACCCGAGGACAUCGCCGAUUCUGAUUCAGAAUGCGAAUGGACCAUGUCCGCUUCUUGCGCUCGUCAACGCUCUCAUCCUCUCUACCCCGGCACAUCAGGACAAUACGGUCCUAGUGGAGACGCUUCGAUCACGAGAGCAAGUCAGUCUCGGGCUGCUUAUUGAUGCUGUCUUUGACGAACUAAUGUCUGAGCGACGACUGGGUGAAGACGCCGUUCUACCGGACGUUACCGAACUCUACAACUUUCUGCAGAGCCUUCAUACCGGCAUGAAUGUUAACCCACGCUUUGUCCCGACUAAGCAAAUGGAAGACGCCUUCAACCGCACAUCACUCACCAAUCUGCCUCCGACGGAGAGAGGUGGUCAGAUUCCGGGGACGUUCGAGAGUACGAGGGAGAUGAGACUGUAUUCCACUUUCUCCAUUCCCUUGAUACAUGGUUGGCUUCCGCCUAAAGAUGAUCCGGUGUAUGGAGCAUUUGAGAGACAAGCGGCGUCGUAUGAUGACGCCCAGAACCUUCUGUUCCGUGAAGAGGAGCUGGAAGCCAAGCUGAGCAGCCCCAAUGAACAGGGCUUGACUGAAGAUGAACAGCAAAUGCUCCAGGAUAUCUUUGCGAUCAAAGAUUUCUGGGGAACCUCAGCCACACAACUUACAACAUGGGGACUUGGUGUCAUCAAAAGUUCGAUGAAGCCAGGGUCUGUAGCGAUUCUCUUCCGGAACGACCAUUUUUCCACCUUGUACAAGCACCCAAUGACUGGGAAACUCAUGACACUUGUCACCGAUGCAGGAUACGCCAGCCAUGACGAGAUAGUAUGGGAAUCGCUGGUGGAUGUAAACGGUGAACGAGCCGAGUUCUUCUCUGGUGACGUCCGCCCCGUCGGCGGCGCUUCACACGACCCUAGCAACAAUCCUGCAGGCCCGCGCGGAUCAAGCUACACCGGCACCUCAUCAUACGGUAACUCGGGAGAGGGCAGCGGGUGGACGACAGUCCAGGGUCGUAGGGGACGGAAUAACAGUGGGGAUGUGCAUGAAGAUGCCCCGACAUCUCCCUCGCAUGAACAGGAGGACCACGACCUUGCGCUAGCACUGCAAUUGCAGGAAGAGGAGGAACAGCGUCAUAGAGAAGAGCAAGAACGUAGACGCCGGGAACGAGAACUCUCGGAGCAGUUCAUCGAGCAGCAAGCACGCACAUCGAACGGACAGCGAAACCAGGGCCGCGGACAAGGCCAUGCGCGCGGUGGUAGUCUUGGUGGGAAUGGUAGCGUACGGGCCGCCAGGGCCGCCAGCACCGCAAGUCUUGGGAGCCAAAGGGCGGCGGCCUUAGCAUCACGCAGCUCACUAUCGGUUUCUUCCACGGCUCCGUCCACGCGCCGAAGUACCAGCUCGAUGAACGUCUCUGCGAACAAUGGUGGAGGAGCUAGUCCGACAGCGAACAGAACCGGGGUCAGAACUUCGAGUCAGACAGUGAGAUCGCUCAUUCCGCCUCUUCCUGGUCAACAACCACAGCCCUUCACAAACCGCCCAGCAGAUGAAGGAGUAGAAGAUGCUCCACCUAGCUAUGAUGUCGCUGCUACACAGGCACCGUACAUUCCCCCAGAAGGGCAUCCCAGCCAUCCCUCAAGCAGCCCUACUGCGGCUCGCGCCACUGUUGCCAACGGCGCGGGAGCUGCACCUCCUCGCACUGGAGCGGCAAGUCCUCCACAAAGAUUGGGUUCGACCGCGGGCUCAAUGGGAUUGAGAAACCCGUCCCAAGCUCCCGGGCAUUCAUCUAUUAGUCAGGCCGGUAGACCUCAGUCCGGUUUUCCUGCGCCAACAAAGAAGAAAAUGUCGACUACCGUAGGCCUAAUAGACAACUGGUAUCCUCCCACGAGAGAAAAUUACGAUCUCAUUAUCUCCCUGUGGAAGUGGUUCCCCGUGGCCGCCUCCCUUCAAUGGGGUAUCUCCUGGUACGGAAUGGGCAAGACCUCAGUCACUAGCCGCCUCAACCUACCCGGCCGGAUCGGCUGGCUCACCAUGGAAGCGCCCGGCUUCAUGUCAUUGCUUUACAUGAUGCGCACCCUCCCCGCCCAGCACGGCUUAACCCUCAGCGACCUGCCCUGGCAAAACAAGGUGCUCGCCGGCCUCUUCGUGAUCCACUAUUGGUACCGCGCCAUCGCCUUUCCCUUCCUGCAGCCCAGCAUGGCGCCCAUACACAUCGUCAUUUGGCUCUCCGCCUUUGGCUUCCAGAUUAUCAACGGAACCUUGAUCGGCGCUUGGCUGGCGGCCUACGGUCCCACGAGCCAUGCGGCAUGGGCCAAGCAACUGUCUAGCUCGUUUCCCACACUUCAGUUCACAUGCGGAAUCGCGUUAUUCUACGUCGGCCUGAUGGCGAAUUACUACCACGAUGACGAGCUGAGGGAGAUCAGACGCCGGGAAACCCGCAGGCAAGAGAGGCUGGCGAAGCAGAAUGGGAAUAUGGGACAGCCGGGCAAGAAGGUGGAGAAGCACUACGAGAUUCCCAAGGCGGGACUGUUCAAGGUGAUGCUUUACCCGCAUUACUUUUGCGAGUGGGUUGAGUGGCUUGGGUUUUACAUGGCCGCUGGUUGGGGGUGUCUGCCGGCGAGGUGCUUCUUGCUGAAUGAGGUGGCGGCGAUGUUGCCGAGGGCGGUCAAGGGGAAGCAGUGGUAUAUGGAGAAGUUUGGGGAGGAGAAGAUCAAGAAGAAGUGGGCGGUUAUUCCGGGGGUUUGGUGA
Neurospora tetraspora is the source of this 3978-nucleotide messenger RNA. Its product is annotated as 3-oxo-5-alpha-steroid 4-dehydrogenase-domain-containing protein. Gene Ontology annotation, molecular function: cysteine-type deubiquitinase activity; cysteine-type carboxypeptidase activity; oxidoreductase activity, acting on the CH-CH group of donors. The record is from RefSeq and is a predicted model, not a curated record. Bases 1 to 3978 code for a protein of 1325 amino acids. NCBI's taxonomy places the organism in Eukaryota, Fungi, Ascomycota, Sordariomycetes, Sordariales, Sordariaceae. Gene Ontology annotation, biological process: protein K48-linked deubiquitination; lipid metabolic process. The transcript has 4 exons. Gene Ontology annotation, cellular component: cell periphery; cytosol.